Nanorana parkeri is the source of this 842-nucleotide messenger RNA. RefSeq names its product ring finger protein 180 (gene RNF180). Gene Ontology annotation, biological process: serotonin metabolic process; norepinephrine metabolic process; protein polyubiquitination. Gene Ontology annotation, cellular component: endoplasmic reticulum membrane. Gene Ontology annotation, molecular function: ubiquitin protein ligase activity; ubiquitin conjugating enzyme binding; metal ion binding. The record is from RefSeq and is a predicted model, not a curated record. Lineage: Eukaryota; Metazoa; Chordata; Amphibia; Anura; Dicroglossidae. The transcript is spliced from 6 exons. Bases 61 to 804 code for a protein of 247 amino acids.
CUCUUACCCACGGUGCCUUCCUCCUGCAGCCAGGAAGUGAAAUUUGGAAGGUAACCUAAAAUGAGCCAUAAGAGCAAUGUCUUCCUUCUGCGCUGCUGGAAAUGCCGAAAGUGUGUAGCCAAUUCAGAGUGUCUGGUCAGAGAUGGAGAAUGUGGGCAUUGUCAGAAAGAUGUUGAUUCAUCCAUUUAUCAGGGGGCUUGUAAUAUAUGGCACGUGGAGGCAGAAGAAAGUCCAGACUGGAUAAAAAGAGAGAUUGAAAAGAUCAAUAUUUCAAAUCUAAGAACGGAUGAAGAGGAGGACAUCCCAGAGAAGGAAAGCUACACUUGUGCUGUGUGCUUAGAUGUGUAUUUCAACCCUUACAUGUGCUAUCCGUGCCGCCAUGUAUUUUGUGAGCCCUGUUUACGAAUGCUGGCGAGAGACAAUCCCUCAAAAACGCCAUGUCCACUUUGCAGGACAAUCAUCGCAAUUGUGCGCUUUCAGACAGACCUCAGCAAAUCUUCUGCUGCUCUCUUUCCAAAUGAAUAUCUGAAAAGGAGGCAGAGUUUCCAGAGAACAAGUAGUGCAAAGUGGCCAUUACCCAGCUGCAAUCGACUCUUCAGAGUGUUCGGAGAUCUCAGAAGGCACAUGGAUCGUAUAGGAAGACGGCAGUUUCCACAUGCUGGUUACAGAUUUGACUUUGAAGAUGAAAGCCAUGGAUGGAGAUUCAACCUCGACAUGAUUAUUAUAUAUUUUUACUCCAUGAAUUGGGUCAUUGGAUUUAUUGUAUUCUGUCUUCUCUGUUAUUACUUCUUUCUCUCAGUAUGACAAAAUUACUUUGUGAUCAUAAAUAUCACAACGGUUGU